UCUUGUGUGGUGCCUGAAACAUAUAAAAAGCCACCUGGUGAGUGCACACGCACUACAACACCACCCCACAUCUAAAGACAGCCAGAGCCUCUCAGCCUCCACCAUGAAGAUCGCCAUCACAGUCACUGUGGUCCUGCUGUCUGUCUGCUGCAGCUCAGCUUCCUCGGACAUCUGCCCAGGAUUUCUUCAAGUCCUCGAGGCCCUCCUCAUGGGCUCAGAGUCCAACUAUGAGGCAGCACUGAAGCCGUUCAACCCUGCCUCGGACCUGCAAACCGCAGGGACCCAGUUGAAGAAGCUGGUGGAUACCCUCCCCCAGGGCACCAGAAUGAACAUCAUGAAGCUCACGGAGAAAAUCCUAACAAGUCCUCUGUGUACGCAAGAUUUAAAAUUCUGAAGUUCACUGGAUUUCAAAGAUACUCUACUGCUAAAGAUCCCUGCCUUUGCCCUGCGCCACCCUGACCUCCCUCCACCAAUCCCCACUUCCUCUCUGCAAUAAACUACGAGCAUCUCA
Messenger RNA from Acomys russatus (golden spiny mouse), 511 nucleotides. It is a transcript of the gene Scgb1a1, whose product is annotated as secretoglobin family 1A member 1. Lineage: Eukaryota; Metazoa; Chordata; Mammalia; Rodentia; Muridae. Bases 104 to 394 code for a protein of 96 amino acids. Gene Ontology annotation, biological process: signal transduction. The transcript has 3 exons. The record is from RefSeq and is a predicted model, not a curated record. Gene Ontology annotation, cellular component: cytoplasm.